Dipodomys ordii (Ord's kangaroo rat) is the source of this 753-nucleotide messenger RNA. RefSeq names its product splA/ryanodine receptor domain and SOCS box containing 3 (gene Spsb3). The coding region runs from base 10 to 753 and encodes 247 amino acids. Lineage: Eukaryota; Metazoa; Chordata; Mammalia; Rodentia; Heteromyidae. The record is from RefSeq and is a predicted model, not a curated record. Gene Ontology annotation, biological process: proteasome-mediated ubiquitin-dependent protein catabolic process. Gene Ontology annotation, cellular component: SCF ubiquitin ligase complex. The transcript has 5 exons.
CUCCUCACCAUGGCCCGACGGCCCCGCAGCGGCCGAGCCUGGCGUCUGGUCCUGAGCGCAGCCCGCCGCGAGGCCGACGCGCGCGCCCUGGCUCUGACAGGCACCACCAACUGGGGCUAUGACUCUGAUGGCCAGCACAGUGACUCGGAUUCUGACCCUGAGUGCUCGUCCCUGCCAGCGUCCAUCCCCAGCGCCGUGCCGGUGACCGGAGAGUCCUUCUGUGACUGCCAGGGCCAGCGCGAGGCCUCCCUGUGCGGCAGCCUGCGCCCGGCCCACCGCGGCAAGGACUGCCGCUGCGGGGAGGAAGACGAGUAUUUCGACUGGGUCUGGGAUGACGCGAGCAGGUCCUCAGCCACCUUGCUGAGCUGUGACAAACGCAAGGUGAGCUUCCACAUGGAGUACAGCUGCGGGACCGCCGCCAUCCGAGGCGCCAAGGAGCUGGGCGAAGGCCAGCACUUCUGGGAGAUCAAGAUGACCUCGCCCGUCUACGGCACUGACAUGAUGGUGGGCAUCGGGACAUCGGACGUGGACCUGGACAAAUACCACCACACGUUCUGCAGCCUGCUGGGCAGGGAUGAGGACAGCUGGGGCCUCUCCUACACUGGUAGGCGGGGCUGGGUGUGGGCGGGGCUGGGACAGUUCUUUCUCCAGGACCUCCAGAGGCACAAUGCCAGGGUCCCCGGCGGCCUCCUGCCAUGUGGUGGGGAGCCGCACCUGUCCUUUGCCUGGGCUGCUGCGGGACCCCGCCUGUGA